Molecule: messenger RNA, 2427 nt
Organism: Closterium sp. NIES-65
Lineage: Eukaryota; Viridiplantae; Streptophyta; Zygnematophyceae; Desmidiales; Closteriaceae
Source: the annotation of a GenBank genome assembly
AUGGACGUGGACGUGGACGUGGACGUGGACGUGGACGUGGACGUGGAGAACUUGGACGUGGACAUGGACGUGAACGUGGACCUGGACGUGGACAUGGACGUGGACGUGGACGUGGACGUGGACGUGGACGUGGACAUGGACGUGGACGUGGACGUGGACGUGGACGUGGACAUGGACGUAGACAUGGACGUGGACGUGGACGUGGAUGUCGACAUGGACGUGGACGUGGACAUGGACGUGGACGUGGACGUGGACGUGGAGGACGUGGACGUGGACGUGGACGUGGACGUGGAGGACGUGGACGUGGACGUGGACGUGGACGUGGACGUGGACGUGGAGAACUUGGACGUGGACAUGGACGUGAACGUGGACGUGGACGUGGACGUGGAGGACUUGGACGUGGACAUGGACGUGGACGUGGACGUGGACGUUGACGUGGACGUGGACGUGGAGAUGGACGUGGACGUGGACGUGGACGUGGACGUGGACGUGGACAUGGACGUGGACGUGGACGUGGACGUGGACAUGGAGGUGGACGUGGACGUGGACGUGGACAUGGACGUGGACAUGGACGUGGACGUGGACGUGGAUGACGUGGACGUGGACGUGGACGUGGACGUGGAGAACUUGGACGUGGACAUGGACGUGAACGUGGACGUGGACGUGGACGUGGAGGACUUGGACGUGGACAUGGACGUGGACGUGGACGUGGACAUGGACGUGGACGUGGACGUGGACGUGGACAUGGACGUGGACGUGGACGUGGACGUGGACGUGGACAUGGACCUGGACAUGGACGUGGACGUGGACGUGGACAUGGACGUGGACGUGGACCUGGUCGUGGACGUGGACAUGGACGUGGACGUGGACGUGGACGUGGACAUGGACGUGGACAACUUGGACGUGGACAUGGACGUGGACGUGGAGGUGGACGUGGACAUGGACGUGGACGUGGACGUGGACGUGGACGUGGACGUGGAGGUGGACGUGGACGUGGAGGUGGACGUAGACGUGGACGUGGACGUGGACGUGGACGUGGACGUGGAGGACGUGGACGUGGACGUGGACGUGGACGUGGAGAACUUGCACGUGGACAUGGACGUGAACGUGGACGUGGAGGUGGACGUGGAGGACUUGGACGUGGACAUGGACGUGGACGUGGACGUGGACGUGGAGGUGGACGUGGACGUGGACGUGGACAUGGACGUGGACGUGGACAUGGACGUGGACGUGGACGUGGACGUGGACGUGGAGUGGACGUGGAGUGGACGUGGACGUGGACAUGGACGUGGACGUGGAGUGGACGUGGACGUGGACGUGGACGUGGACAUGGACGUGGAGAACUUGGACGUGGACAUGGACGUGGACGUGGACAUGGACGUGGACGUGGACGUGGACGUGGACAUGGACGUGGACGUCGACGUGGACGUGGACGUGGAGGUGGACGUGGACAUGGACGUGGACGUGGACGUGGACGUGGACAUGGACGUGGACGUGGAUGUGGAGGUGGACGUUGACGUGGAGGUGGACGUGGAGUUGGACGUGGACGUGGACGUGGACAUGGACGUGGACGUGGACGUGGACGUGGACGUGGACGUGGACGUGGACAUGGAUGUGGACCUGGACGUGGACGUGGACGUGGAGGUGGACGUAGACGUGGACGUGGACGUGGACGUGGACGUGGACGUGGACGUAGAGGACGUGGACAUGGACGUGGACGUGGACGUGGAGAACUUGGACGUGGACAUGGACGUGAACGUGGACGUGGAGGUGGACGUGGAGGACGUGAACGUGGACGUGGACGUGGACGUGGAGGACUUGGACGUGGACGUGGUAGUGGACGUUGACGUGGACGUGGACGUGGACGUGGACGUUGACGUGGACGUGGACGUGCACAUGGACGUGGACGUGGAUGUGGACGUGGACGUGGACGUGGACAUGGACGUGGACAUGGACGUGGACGUGGACGUGGACAUGGACGUGGACAUGGACGUGGACAUGGACGUGGACGUGGAGUGGACGUGGAGUGUUCUGGACGUGGACGUGGACGUGGACAUGGACGUGGACGUGGACGUGGACGUGGACGUGGACGUGGACGUGGACGUGGAGGACGUGGACGUGGACGUGGACGUGGACGUGGAGAACUUGGACCUGGACAGGGACGUGAACGUGGACAUGGACGUGGACGUGGAGGACUUGGACGUGGACAUGGACGUGGACGUGGACGUGGACAUGGACGUGGACGUGGACGUGGACGUGGACGUGGACAUGGACGUGGACGUGGACGUGGACGUGGACGUGGACGUGGACCUGGACAUGGACGUGGACGUGGACGUGGACGUGGACAUGGACGUGGACGUGGACAUGGUCGUGGACGUGGACGUGGACGUGGACAUGGACGUGGACGUGAACAAGACGUGGACGUGA